This is a messenger RNA of Odobenus rosmarus divergens (Pacific walrus), 4099 nucleotides long. It is a transcript of the gene EXOC2, whose product is annotated as exocyst complex component 2. Gene Ontology annotation, biological process: Golgi to plasma membrane transport; exocytosis. Gene Ontology annotation, cellular component: exocyst. Bases 46 to 2820 code for a protein of 924 amino acids. The record is from RefSeq and is a predicted model, not a curated record. The transcript is spliced from 27 exons. NCBI's taxonomy places the organism in Eukaryota, Metazoa, Chordata, Mammalia, Carnivora, Odobenidae.
AGAUUACUUCUGUAACUAGAUCUCUGGUUUGCUCAACAAAGCACGAUGUCCCGAUCCCGACAACCCCCUCUUGUGACAGGCAUCUCUCCAAAUGAAGGAAUACCAUGGACAAAGGUCACAAUUAGAGGAGAAAACCUGGGGACUGGCCCAACUGACCUCAUAGGUUUGACAAUUUGUGGACAUAAUUGCCUCCUGACGGCAGAAUGGAUGUCUGCAAGUAAAAUAGUAUGUCGAGUGGGACAAGCUAAAAAUGACAAAGGAGACAUUAUUGUCACAACCAAGUCAGGUGGCAAAGGAACCUCAACAGUGUCUUUCAAGCUACUUAAACCUGAAAAAAUAGGUCUUUUGGAUCAGUCUGCUGUGUGGGUUGAUGAAAUGAAUUAUUAUGAUAUGCGUACUGACAGGAAUAAAGGAAUUCCCCCCUUGUCUCUGCGUCCUGCUAAUCCGCUUGGCAUUGAGAUUGAAAAAAGUAAGUUUCCCCAGAAGAACUUAGAAAUGCUGUUUCCUGGAAUGAGUGCUGAUUUUACAAGUGAGAAUUUUUCAGCUGCCUGGUAUCUUAUAGAAAACCACUCAACCACCAGUUUUGAACAGCUCAAGAUGGCAGUUACCAACCUGAAGAGACAGGCUAACAAGAAAAGUGAAGGCAACCUGGCAUGUGUGAAAGGAGGUCUGAGUACUUUCUUUGAAGCCCAGGAUGCCCUCUCAGCUAUCCAUCAAAAACUAGAAGCGGAUGGAACGGAAAAAGUAGAAGGAUCCAUGACGCAAAAACUGGAGAAUGUUCUGAACAGAGCAAGUACUACUGCGGACACAUUAUUUCAAGAAGUAUUAGGUCGAAAGGACAAGGCAGAUUCCACGAGAAAUGCACUCAAUGUGCUUCAGCGAUUUAAGUUUCUCUUCAACCUUCCUCUAAAUAUUGAAAGGAAUAUUCAAAAGGGUGAUUAUGAUGUGGUUAUUAAUGACUAUGAAAAGGCCAAGUCACUCUUUGGGAAAACGGAGGUGCAAGUUUUCAAAAAAUAUUAUGCUGAAGUAGAAACACGGAUUGAAGCUUUAAGAGAAUUACUCCUGGCUAAAUUGCUUGAGACACCAUCGACUUUACAUGACCAAAAACGUUAUAUAAGGUACCUGUCUGACCUUCACGCGCUGGGUGAUCCUGCUUGGCAGUGUAUUGGCGCCCAACACAGGUGGAUCCUUCAGCUCAUGCACAGCUGCAAAGAGGGAUAUGUACAAGAUUUGAAAGGUACUCCAGGCCUUCACAGUCCCAUGUUGGAUCUGGAUAAUGAUACCCGUCCCUUGGUGUUGGGUCAUCUUAGUCAGACGGCAUCACUGAAGAGGGGCAGCAGCUUUCAAUCUGGUCGAGAUGACACAUGGAGAUACAAAACUCCUCACCGGGUGGCAUUUGUUGAAAAGUUGACCAAGCUUGUUUUAAGUCAGCUGCCUAACUUCUGGAAACUCUGGAUUUCAUAUGUUAAUGGAAGCCUUUUCAGUGAGACUGCAGAGAAAUCAGGCCAGAUUGAAAGAUCAAAGAAUGUAAGGCAAAGACAAAAUGAUUUUAAGAAAAUGAUUCAAGAAGUAAUGCAGUGUCUUGUGAAGUUGAUCCGUGGAGCCCUCCUCCCACUCAGCAUCCCAGAGUGUGGAGUGAGGCAGUAUGGAGGCUGGGAGGUGAAGUCUGAGCUCUCAGGACAGUGGCUUGCUCAUGUCAUCCAGACCAUAAGGCUUACUUAUGAAUCGUUGACUGCCCUUGAAAUUCCUAAUGACAUGUUACAGACUAUCCAGGAUCUCAUUUUGGAUCUCCGAGUACGUUGUGUGAUGGUCACAUUGCAACACACAGCAGAAGAAAUAAAGAGGUUAGCUGAAAAGGAAGACUGGAUUGUCGAUAAUGAAGGACUGACUUCUCUCCCAUGUCAGUUUGAACAGUGCAUUGUACAUUCUCUGCAAUCACUUAAAGGAGUUCUAGAGUGCAAGCCUGGAGAAGCCAGUGUCUUUCAACAACCUAAAACACAGGAGGAGGUUUGUCAACUAAGCAUCAAUAUCAUGCAGAUUUUUAUAUACUGUCUGGAACAGUUGAGCACUAAGCCUGAUGCAGAUGUAGAUACUACACAUCUUUCCGUUGAUGUUUCUUCUCCUGAUUUGUUUGGAAGUAUCCAUGAAGACUUCAGUUUGACUUCUGAACAGAGACUUUUGAUAGUCCUAAGUAACUGCUGCUACCUAGAACGUCACACCUUCCUAAAUAUAGCAGAACAUUUUGAAAAGCACAACUUCCAGGGAAUAGAGAAAAUAACACAGGUUAGCAUGGCCUCGUUGAAAGAAUUAGACCAAAGACUCUUUGAAAAUUACAUUGAGUUGAAAGCAGAUCCUAUCGUGGGCUCCUUGGAACCUGGAAUUUAUGCAGGCUAUUUUGACUGGAAAGACUGCCUGCCUCCAACAGGUGUCAGAAACUAUUUAAAAGAAGCAUUGGUGAAUAUAAUUGCUGUGCAUGCAGAGGUGUUCACUAUUUCCAAAGAAUUGGUACCUCGAGUUCUAUCCAAGGUGGUGGAAGCAGUUUCUGAAGAGCUAAGUCGACUGAUGCAGUGUGUUUCAUCCUUUAGUAAAAAUGGAGCAUUACAGGCACGGCUUGAAAUCUGUGCUUUGAGGGAUACUGUGGCUGUUCACCUGACGCCUGAAAGCAAGUCUAGUUUUAAACAGGCUUUAGAAGCCCUGCCUCAGCUUUCAAGCGGAGCAGAUAAAAAGUUACUGGAAGAGCUGCUGAACAAGUUCAAGAGUAGCAUGCACUUGCAGCUCACCUGUUUCCAAGCUGCUUCUUCAACUAUGAUGAAGACAUAAAUACCACCAAAAAAAGGGCAUUCUAAAGAUAACAAGUAAUAAAUUGUUACCACUUUAUUAAGUGCCCUAAAGGUAUUGGCAUAUAAAGCGUUAGGUUUGCACUCUCUCUCUUUUCCCCAAAUUGGUAGCUUAGAAAGAUGUUUGUAUAUGUUUUAUUUCAACCAAAAUGACCUUGCUUGAAAUGCCCAAGCAAUAACUUUUGUCAUUUUUAUUACAUUAGGCGCUAUAUGUCUUUAAGAUACCUUUAAAUAUAUAUAUUUUUAGCUAGAUGUUGCAUGAUGAAUGCUGCAGGAAGAGCUGCUUUUACAGGGAGUGCUUUGAGAUGGCAUGUGAUGUAACUAAGGCAUUUUUCAGUGUCUCUUAUAUUAGACUUUUAGUGUCUGGAGCUUCAAAGACACAUGGAGAUAUUGUUAAGAAGAUUUGGAAAGUUAUAUUUAGACAUCUUUGGAACUUUAAGUGUCCUAAAUUGUACAUCUGUACUUAAAAACUUUAUUUCAUACAAAUACCUCUAACUCUCCUAAUUCAAGUGGAGUUUUAGAAAAUUUUGCAGUUUGCCUAAGAAAAUUGGGGUACAUUAUUUGUGGUCCAGAUGUCCAUGAGUUAACUUUGUGUCUUGCUGCCUACUUUUUAUUUCUCACCAAGCUAAUAAACAUUAAGCACCUUUCGGUGUAGCUUUUCUUUGUCCCACUCACUCUUAAUUUAAUGUGUCUUUUCGUUUCAAUGCAUUGCCUGUCUCUGAGGAUCGAUUUGUUACUGUGGUGGAGCUUGGAUACCCCAGUAGAUGCUGGUGGAAAUAGCUACAGUCUUCACUGCCUCCCAAAGAACAAGCCAGGCCCUCUGGUGAUAGCUGGCCCUCCUGCCCACCCCUGUUCACUCCUGCCCCUCUGGCAAUGUCAUUUCUCUCCACCACUCCUUACCCUUUGAAGUAUCUUGCUCAGUAGCUAAAAGAACAUUGCUCUGGCAGAGUCUGUGUUUUCUGAAGAUUCAAAGACACUCCUCUGUUACCAAGCAGUAGGAACUGCUGAUGAACCUCAUGCCAUUUGUGUUACAUUUGCUGAGGACUUCGUUUACCAGAAUAGGUGCAGGGCACCGUGAUCUCUUUCAAAGGCAGCUUCCCCUACCUAACUUUAUCAUACCAUUCACUCAGAAAACUGAGUAAUUCUCUUAUCCAUUGGCUCUGUGUCAGGGUUCGCAAAUGUUUCUAUGGAUCUCACAGAAUCCCCCUUUUUAAGGCUGAAAUUAAUAUCUUUACUAAUGUAAGUAAUUUUAGAGUACAGUA